CGCGCCGCCGCCCCUCCCCCGCUCCAGGAAGUGCGGGGGCUCCGGCGCCGGCCGCCGCGAUGCAUUCUGGGCCAGCAGCAGCACCAGAGCCAAGAUGGCGGCCAGCAGGAGGCUGAUGAAGGAGCUUGAAGAAAUCCGCAAAUGUGGGAUGAAAAACUUCCGUAACAUCCAGGUUGAUGAAGCUAAUUUAUUGACUUGGCAAGGGCUUAUUGUUCCUGACAACCCUCCAUAUGAUAAAGGGGCCUUCAGAAUUGAAAUCAACUUUCCAGCAGAGUACCCAUUCAAACCACCGAAGAUCACAUUUAAAACGAAGAUCUAUCACCCGAACAUUGAUGAAAAGGGGCAGGUCUGUCUGCCGGUAAUUAGUGCUGAAAACUGGAAGCCAGCAACCAAAACUGACCAAGUCAUCCAGUCCCUCAUAGCACUGGUGAACGACCCCCAGCCCGAGCACCCGCUCCGGGCUGACCUAGCUGAAGAAUACUCUAAGGACCGUAAAAAAUUCUGUAAGAACGCUGAAGAGUUUACAAAGAAAUAUGGGGAAAAGCGACCUGUGGACUAAAAUCUGCCGCGAUUGAUUCCAGCAAGUGUGAGCAGAGAUGCCGAGCAGUGCAUUCAGACACCCCACGAAGCAGGACUCUAUGGAAAAUUGACAUGUGCCACCGCCUGGCAUCUGCUUGUGGCAGUUACUAACUUUCUACAGUUUUCUUAAUCAAAAGUGGUCUAGGUGACCUGUAAAGAAAGGAUUAAAAAUUUAAGAUGUUCUAGUUCUGCUUUCUUUGUUUUAAAAAUCACUGCUUCAGUCUACUUUAAAAGAAUGGUGUUUCUUUUGCUGUCCAAAUUUAUCCAAAAUCUUCAGUUUACAUUUAGCCCAUAAGGUUAAAAAAAAGUUGUGGUUCCCCUCUUCCCCUGCCCUUGCAACUCCCACUUUUUGCAUUUAGUUUGUUUUUCACUCACUUCCCCAAACCCAGGCCCCGCCUCCCGCCGGGAGGGGCCGUGGAGGCCUCUGCGGCUCCUCUGCUCCCCUCCUUGGCACGCGGCCUGGUGUGGGAGUCGGUUAAGUUUCUCUUGACUCUGAUUUAUAAUAUCCUUUUAAAAAAAUUAAAAAACAAGCAAACAACCAUCUCCACUCCCACCCCCUCCCAAAAACAAAGCUGUGGAAAGGGAGGCCUAGCUCUGCUGCAAAACUCUGGCUAAUGUUACCCCAGUAAUGCUGACCAGAUUGGCAGACCCUGCCAUCCGCAUCAUGAUGAACUCCACCUGGGCCGGCCUGCUUAGGGAGACCCCCAGCACCAAGUCUGCGGCAGCCCCCAGGGGUGUGCCAGCCAGAGCACGGUGCACUUGUGGGAGGAAUUUUUCACCAGAGAGGCUCCCGAGGCCACAGGUUGCCAUUCCUCCCUGCAGCUGUUCUAGAAGAUGUCCAGGUCCCUGCGGACAGUGCUAAAGCCAGAGUGUCUACUUGAAAUUCCACGCUCACGUGUUACCAACGUGUCCACCCGACGUAGCUCAGAGCUCACCCUCUGCGUCCUCAGUGCAGCAGCCCCACCGCGGCCCUUCCUCAGCACGUUUGACCCUCUGGCAGACUCCUCUGUCACCGGCACCAGCCUGGGGUCGCCGGCGCCCCACUGGCCCUUCCUCUGGAGCAUCCAGACGGCCCAGCCCAGGAACAGGACGGCCUCCCCCUCCCACUGGACUCAUGGCCUUCGCGGAGUCAGGCUCCACGUGAAGCUCACUCAGUAAUAUCCUUUACAUGUUUUAUAUUGUUUUGACUGCCUUUUUUUGUAGAAAUAAAAAUUGACCUUAGAAUUUAUCAUCA
Delphinapterus leucas (beluga whale) is the source of this 1813-nucleotide messenger RNA. RefSeq names its product ubiquitin conjugating enzyme E2 L3 (gene UBE2L3). The record is from RefSeq and is a predicted model, not a curated record. Lineage: Eukaryota; Metazoa; Chordata; Mammalia; Artiodactyla; Monodontidae.